CCGCUGUGCCUCCCCAUCUAGCCCCACCACGCUCCAUCUGCUCCGCCCGUCCGUCGCCACCGCCGCCGCCCUCGCCAGAUCGCAGCACCGCGGCCCUCAUCGUCACCGGGAACGAAGCAGAACGCCACCGCCACCCUCAACGACCUCGCGGAGAGCUGGGGGAGUUGCAUGAUCUCUCCCCCACCGCCUCGGCGCUAGGCCUCGCCCUUUCCGCUCCGCAUCGCAAUUUUUAUUUAACUCGCUCCAAUCCGGCCCCGGUGGUUAUAAGGUUCGAAUUCCCGCGCCGAUUGGGAGCUUGAGGGGGCCAUGGUCUAGGGUUUGUGGCUGCUGGUGCCGUCGCGUGGCAGGGGGGCGGUGGUGGUAGGGCAGCGACAACCGCAGCCAUGAGCGACGGCGAGCGCCACGACGACGAAAACCCAACCACCAGCGCCGCAGAUGAUGACGAUGAUGAGGAUUAUGAGGAGCCUGGAGGGAAUCACUUCCUGGGGUUUAUGUUUGGCAAUGUAGAUGAUUCUGGUGACUUAGAUGCUGACUAUCUUGAUGAGGAUGCAAAGGAACACCUUUUUGCACUGGCAGACAAGCUUGGCCCAUCCCUCAAAGACAUUGAUCUAAUCAAGUCUUCUCCAGAACCAACUGAUCCUUCUGAACAAGACUAUGAUGAGAAGGCAGAAGAUGCUGUUGACUAUGAAGAUAUUGAUGAAGAAUACGAUGGACCUGAAAUUGAAGCAACUACAGAGGAAGACAAUGUGUUGUCCAAAAAGGAUUACUUCUUGUCAGCAACAGUGUAUGCAUCGGCUAAUAGUACAGUUUCAGUGUUUGAUGAGGAGAACUACGAUGAGGAUGAUGAACCACCCAAUGAUAAUGAGUCUGCUGGUGAUAAUGCUGUGCAAAAUUUCUCUUCAGUUUUAACGGAGCAGCUGGAUGUGGCAACCUCAAGAGAUGACCAUGCCUUAGAAAAGAUUGGCUCGUUAUCACAUCCAGAAGAAAGUAUGGACUUUGAAUAUGAAGUUUUUCAGCAGAAUGAAAUGGGCACUGAAGAAGGUCAACUCAAGCCUGAAAGUGCGUCUUCCCUCCCUGUUUUAUGCAUAGAGGAUGGGAGUGUGAUCCUGAGGUUCUCUGAAAUUUUUGGUAUCCAGGAGCCUAUAAGAAAAGUGAAGACAGAUCACCAUAAACGUCCAGUGAAUAAAGAGCUCCAUGUCACAAAUGUUUCUGACAUUGUUGAAGAAGACGAGGAGUUAUUUCUCCGAAGAACUAUUCAAAAUUUCUCGACUUCGAAGCAUAUCCAUAUGAAUGAAGAUUUUGUUGAGAGUGACAGUGAUGAGUCAAUUUCUGAUGUCACUUUAAGGUUAAAGGACUCUUGUCUUUCUGAACAACCAAUGAAAGAUGCACAUAAGGAUAUUCAUACUGUUCAGCCAUCUCCAGUUUGUCCUGAUUUUUAUCCACUUGAGCAUGAUGAUUGGGAAAAUGAUAUCAUUUGGGAUAAUUCACCGACAACUGAAAGUCAGCCUUGCUUAGAAAGCUGUGUAAUAUCUGAAGAGAGCAUGGACACCCACGGUGAACACCAGGCUAAGGAUUAUGGCCAGGCCUCCGGGUGCUGUGAUGUACAGAGUAAAAUUCAUGGUUCCCCAGUAAUAAAAGAGCCUUUUGGCUGUACAGAAAUGCCUGCUCCGGCUAACUACCAUUCCCCUGAGAAUAGUUACCCUCCAUUGACAAAGGAGGAUAACUUAGACCACACAGAACCAAAUAACUUAGAUGAAACAGUUAAAAUUGAUAGCAUCCGGUGUUUAAACAAUCUGUGUUUGCUGAAUAGGGAAUUAUCAGAAGGGUCAUGGUUGGAUAACAUAAUUUGGGAUCCCAGUGUGGAUGCUCCAAAGCCUAAACUGAUCCUUGACCUCAAAGACAACCUGAUGCUUUUUGAGAUUCUAGAUGAAAAGAAUGUGGAUCACCUCCGUUCUCAUGCUCGUGCCAUGAUUUUUAGUCAGUCAAUGAAGACUUCAACAUCAACAGUGGAGAAUUUUGGCAAUCAAGCAAAGACAUCGAGUGGAAGAUUCAACAUCUCCAAUGAUAAGUUUUAUUCUAACCGGAAGAUGUCGCAGCAAGCUAAAUCUCAUACUAAAAAACGUGCUUUAAUGGGCAUAAAGGUGGUGCAUUCUGCUCCAGCUCAUAAGCUGCAAACCAUGAAACCAAUAUUGAGCAAUAAGGAAAUCGCAAACUUUCAUAGACCAAAAGCUAAGUGGUAUCCACAUGAAAAUAAAAUUGCUGCUCAAUUGCAAGGAGCUGCUUGUAGCCAUGGGCGAAUGACUGCUAUACUUAUGACUUUGGGAGGAAAAGGAGUCAAGCUUUUGGUCAAUGCAGAGGAAACUCCAGUCUCUGUCAAAUCAAAAGCUUCGAAGAAGUUAGAAUUCAAGCUUUCUGAGAAGAUCAAAUUGUUCUGUUCUGGAAAAGAGCUUCAGGAUGACAUCUCGUUAUCUAUGCAAAAUGUGCGACCGUACUCUAUUCUGCAUGUUGUUCGCACUGAAGUACAUCUAUGGACAAAAGCACAGAAGUUACCUGGUGAGGACAAGCCUCUACGUCCUCCUGGGGCAUUCAGGAAAAAAGCUGACUUGUCCGUUAAGGAUGGACAUGUAUUUUUAAUGGAAUAUUGUGAAGAGAGACCUUUGUUACUUUCAAAUGCAGGAAUGGGAGCUCGACUCUGUACAUAUUACCAGAAAAUUUCACCUGCUGAUCAGGCAGCUACAUCCCUGCAAAACAAUAGUCAUGGACUGGGUACAGUGCUUGCGAUUGAUCCUGCUGAUAAAUCUCCUUUUCUGGGAGGCAUAUGUUCCGGGUCCCAUCAAUCUUGUAUUGAAACAAACAUGUACAGGUCGCCUAUGUUUCCACAUAAGGUUGCACCAACCGAUUAUCUUUUAGUUCGUUCGGCCAAAGGGAUGCUUUCCCUUCGUCGCAUCGACAAGCUAUAUGCUGUUGGUCAACAAGAACCUCAUAUGGAAGUAUUUUCACCAGGAACAAAAAAUGUGCAGAAUUAUCUUCUGAAUCGAGUGCUUGCAUAUGCUUAUCGUGAGUUUCGUGCUAGGGAGAGGCCUGAUGUUAUUCCUCAGAUUCGAGCUGAUGAGUUACCCAUUCAAAGUCCUCUGACAGAAGCUAUUGUGAAAAAACGAUUGAAGCAUUGCGCAGAUUUGAGGAAAGGAUCAAAUGGACAUAUAUUUUGGACGCAGAGACCUGAUUUCCAGGUUCCAUCAGAGGAAGAACUAAGAAGAUUAUUGAUGCCAGAAAGUGUCUGCUGUUAUGAGAGUAUGCAAGCUGGUCUGCACCGUCUCAAGCGCUUAGGAAUUGUGAAGCUUACUCAGCCAGUUGGACUGGCUUCUGCAAUGAAUCAGCUUCCUGAUGAAGCUAUUGAGCUUGCUGCUGCAUCACAUAUUGAGAGGGAAUUGCAAAUCACUAGCUGGAAUCUAACCAGCAAUUUUGUUGCUUGUACUAGUCAGGACAGAGAAAAUAUAGAAAGAUUAGAAAUUACUGGUGUUGGUGAUCCAUCUGGUCGUGGGCUAGGAUUCAGCUAUGUGCGAGUAGCACCAAAAGCACCUGCCUCCAAUUCAUCGCAUAAGAAAAAGUCAGCUGCUGCAAAGGGUACCACUGUAACUGGAACUGAUGCUGAUCUCCGUAGGUUGAGCAUGGAUGCAGCCCGAGAGUUGCUUCUGAAAUUCGGCGUUCCAGAAGAGCAAAUUGAUAAAUUAACAAGGUGGCAUAGGAUUGCUAUGGUGAGGAAGCUGUCAAGUGAGCAAGCCGCAUCGGGAAUUACUAUUGAUGAAAUUCCUGUUAGUAAGUUUGCACGUGGACAAAGGAUGUCUUUUCUGCAACUUCAGCAGCAAACUAGGGAGAAAUGUCAGGAAAUUUGGGACAGACAAUUUCAGUCACUUUCAGCUAUAGAUGGUGGUGAUAAUGGCAGUGACACCGAAGCUAACAGUGAUCUGGACUCGUUUGCUGGGGAUCUUGAGAACUUGCUAGAUGCAGAAGAAUUUGACGAUGAAGAUACUAGUAAAGCAGACCUGAGAAGUGAUAAAUCAGAUGGAAUGAGAGGACUUAAAAUGAGAAGGUGCCCUACUCAUGCUCAAAUUUAUGAGGAAAUUGAAGAUGAUGAAGCAGAAGCUUCUCUGGCAAAAAAACUGCUUGAAGAGGAUGGUAAUGACAUGAAGAAAAAAAAGCAGCCUGUGGAAUUGACAAAUUUUGGAACCUCUCUAUAUAAUCAAGGUGCCACUAAAAUGAAGCAGAGUAAGACUGGGCAAAUGAUUAAAUCAUCUGGUUAUGUUGGUGCAUUGACCCCAAAGGAGAGCACGCCGAGAGAAGCAAAAGAGGCUGAAAAUUCUUUUGCUGAAGGUAGUUUGUCCACAAAACUAAAAACGAAGAUGACAUUUGAUAGAAAUGGCAUCGUUCUAGAUAAGAAGAGAAGUGCUCUAGGAAAGUAUGGACUUAAGGAAAAGAGACAGGGUGGAAGGGGGGAUACUCUUGUCUGUGGAGCCUGUGGUCAGCUUGGGCAUAUGCGGACUAACAAACUCUGCCCUAAGUAUGGGGAGGAUCCAGAAAUGUCACAAAUGGAUGUAAAUUCAGUUAAGUCGAAUCCUCCGGAUAUAGUGAGCCACGUGCAAACAAAGACACCGUGCAAGAGGGUGAUAACCAAGGUGUCUUCUGAAGUUACUGAAACUAAAGGACCAGAAGGUAUUGAAAAGAUAAAAUCUGUCCCGGUAAAAUUCAAAUUAGGGCCGCCUGAAAUAUCCUUGGAAAGAAACAUGUCACUGUCUGGUUCGCUGGUUUCUGCUAAACGCAUCAUGGAUGUUACAGACUUUAGAUCUGCUGGAAAGGCCAAUAAGAUAAUAAUACCUAAUAAGAAGAAGUCUGAUGAUUAUCCUCCUGACACUCCAAAGCCAUCUGUUGUAUUUCGACCUCCUGCUGAAGAGAAGGAUAUACCUCGCAAGAAGAUCACCAUCAAGCAGCCUAAGGGAGUAGACCAACAAAGACAUGUUGAACCUAGGAGUGGUCAGGAGCCCACCAGAAAGACAAGAAAAAUUGUUGAGUUGUCAAGUUUUGAGAACCAUAGAGAGGAUGAUCGUUGGUUUGGUGCAGAACCCAGCCAAAUGAAUUCCUCGCAUGAAAGGAGGUUGGUUCUAGAGGGAAAAAGAAGGAGCAAAGCCAUAAUGGAAAAUGAUAAAUCAUGGAGGGAUUUUGAAGAUCAAAGAGAAAUGCAGCAACAGAGGCUGAUUGAUGCUAGGAUAUAUGCAUCGAGGGAGGAAGAUCAUCAGAAGGCAAAAAAGAAAAACAAGAAAAAGAAAAAACAUGAGUUCCGAGAUGAUGACCUACUUGAUCAUAGGCCAUAUAAAAAUGACAGAAGGGUACCUGAAAGACAUCGAGUGGUAAAGCGAUCUACUCCGGCUGAUGUGAUUGAAUAUGCACCAUCCGCGAAGCGUCGCAGAGGAGGAGAGGUUGAGCUCUCUAACAUACUGGAAAAGAUAGUUGACCACAUUCGAGGAAACACUGCUGUAUCAUACCUAUUUCUUAAACCAGUGCCGAAGAAAGAAGCUCCUGAUUACCUUGACUUUAUAGAGCGCCCAAUGGAUCUUGGUACCAUUAGAGAAAAGGUGAGGAAGAUGGAGUACAAAAACCGGGAGGAAUUCAGGAAUGACGUAGCGCAGAUACAACUGAAUGCACACAUUUACAAUGACAAUCGCCAUCCUGCCAUCCCUCCACUUGCUGACAGGCUCAAGGAGAUGUGUGAUUAUCUUCUUGACGAAAGUGCAGAUCUGCUAGAUGAGGCAGAACAUGCGAUUGAGGACUAAUACUAAUAACCAGAUAUAGCAUUUAGAUCUUGCUAUAUCCUAACAUAGAUGUAUUUGCUGAUCUGUAGGAGGGGAAAGGGUAGCUGUACAUCUUUUUGGUCCUGGCUGUAAUGUACAUGGCAUCCCAAAAUCCAACUAUUUUGCCUUUUGUUGGUAUUGGGAGUUAGGAAUCCUGAAUGUACACAAGAUCUAGGGUAGUUAUCGAGGGGUUCGCUGUAAAAAUGUAGAAUGUAGUUUGUCCAUAUCCAUGGCUUAUUUCUUAAUAUUCUGAUGCUCUUGCAAUAUCUGAUAUUAAUGGCCUUGAACAUUGGCAUCAAUCAUUUAAGAUGCACAAGGUCAAAGCAUGUGCCUGGGAACACCCAGUCUAUCCUCUCA
This is a messenger RNA of Phragmites australis (common reed), 6200 nucleotides long. RefSeq names its product transcription initiation factor TFIID subunit 1-like. Gene Ontology annotation, cellular component: transcription factor TFIID complex. Gene Ontology annotation, molecular function: TBP-class protein binding; histone acetyltransferase activity; RNA polymerase II general transcription initiation factor binding. The transcript is spliced from 21 exons. The record is from RefSeq and is a predicted model, not a curated record. Gene Ontology annotation, biological process: transcription by RNA polymerase II; RNA polymerase II preinitiation complex assembly. Lineage: Eukaryota; Viridiplantae; Streptophyta; Magnoliopsida; Poales; Poaceae. Bases 384 to 5825 code for a protein of 1813 amino acids.